This is a messenger RNA of Penicillium soppii, 261 nucleotides long. Its product is annotated as FAD linked oxidase. The transcript has 2 exons. NCBI's taxonomy places the organism in Eukaryota, Fungi, Ascomycota, Eurotiomycetes, Eurotiales, Aspergillaceae. Bases 1 to 261 code for a protein of 86 amino acids. The record is from RefSeq and is a predicted model, not a curated record.
AUGCCCAUAACACCACGCCAAGUGAAUGAGGGCGUGCUAAAGGGUGUCGUUUAUUUCGGACUCACCUUCGAUAUCAAGGAGGAUAUUGAUCGUGUUCUCCCUGCUCAUGACAAGUUUGUUCAGUCAAUGCAAAAGCUUGCCGCUGAUCAGAACUUAUAUGAUCCUACUACCGGCGGGACAGAAAUUGCCUCCGAAGUAGAGGCCCAUAAACAGCGCUUCGGUCUCGAGUUCUACAGAAGUACCGAUAAUUAUGUGCUCUAA